Molecule: messenger RNA, 2271 nt
Organism: Asterias rubens (European starfish)
Lineage: Eukaryota; Metazoa; Echinodermata; Asteroidea; Forcipulatida; Asteriidae
Product: endoplasmic reticulum lectin 1-like
Exons: 12
Coding region: 384-1793 (469 amino acids)
Biological process (GO): endoplasmic reticulum unfolded protein response; retrograde protein transport, ER to cytosol
Cellular component (GO): endoplasmic reticulum lumen
Source: RefSeq, a predicted model, not a curated record
AGGAACUUCGCUGUUCAUGCUGGAAGGAAAACAAAGUGUAAUAUUUCAUUUUAAUGAAAUGACCUGAACUCAGUUUGGUUGUGAAGUGUGAAACCAUUCUCCGAAUGUGCGAGUUUGUUAAAUGAGGAUGAAUUGGUAACCGUAUGUACAGUUUAGCGAGAUUCUACACCGGAUACUGCGGACGAGUUACAUUUUGCUGUGUUCACAAACACACUACACAAAUAACACAGUGACUGGUGAGUCAAUUAAAUACAGUGAGUGUUCUGUACAAACACAACUUGAACAAGAGGCCAGAGCUAGCUCUGCACUGAAGUUUUUUUGUUGAAGCACAAACUCGUUCUCACCUUCUCAUUUUAUAUAGAGGAAGCCGAAAACUCGACAAUAUGGAGAGAGCGUUGACAGUGCUGAUCAGACUGGAAUUGGUCGCUGUCUUGGUCGUCAUACUUCUUGAGAUCACAUACUCUGAUGUUCUUAAUAGUGACUCUCUCUUUGAACUCCAUUGGCCUGGGCCAGGAAUACAGUUUGCAGAUAACUCCGAGUAUGUUAUAAUGACGACCCCAGCCAAUGAGAAGUACCAAUGUAUACUACCAGAUGAAGAUCUUCAGAGACAUCAGAAUGAUGUGAACUAUGGAGGACCAUCAGCUGCCAGUCUUAUGCAGAAAGUCUUCACUAAAGAGAUCUGCACAAUUAGAAUUGAAACCUACUGGAACUUUGAGCUGUGUCAUGGGAAGCACGUACGUCAAUACCAUGAAGAGAAAGAGGCUGGCAAGGAAAUAAAAUUACUGGAGUUUUAUCUUGGCAAAAAUAUGAAGUCGCCGGAGGGCAAGGAAUUUGAAAUACAAACAGUAGAAUCGUUCCAUGGGACGUACGAGAAUUUCAAGGUGCCCACGAUAACCAUCGAUGGUAAAGAAGUCCCCUACUAUGAGGUCUUAAUGGACAGUGGUACCCCGUGUGAUCUCCGUGGUAACAUUCCUCGCCUGACAAGGGUGCGCUACAUCUGUGAAACCAUGGGAAGGAACGAGAUGUUCACAAUUAAAGAGACGUCAACGUGUGAAUAUGAGGCUGUUAUACUCACACCAAAUCUUUGCAGUCAUCCUCUGUACAAGAUGAGAGUGACACCCAUAAAUUCUAUCAAUUGCCACGCCAUGAAUGGUUCCCCAACGAGACCAAUUGGUUAUGAACAACUGUACAGAGAUACAAGCAGCAGAACGCAGUUCUCAUCCUCAAAGGUAAGGACCACUGUGACCACAACUACAACCCCAACACCUCAAGAGAAGUCUGCAGCUGCAGCAGCUAAGCAACGGUUACCCAGACCCAUCCUUGUAGACAAACAAAUAUUACAGGACUUCUUAAAUGGGGACUACUGUCUUCAUGGGGGCACAGGAUGGUGGAGAUAUGAAUUCUGUUAUGGAAAAUUUGCACAGCAAUAUCAUGAGGAUAGAAAUGGAAGAACUGUUAUACUUCUUGGGUCUUGGAAAAUGGAAGAACACAAAGCAUGGUGGACUAAAGAGAAAAAAGCAGUUGGUACAAAGAGUGUAACCCAUUUAUACAGCAAUGGAGAUGUGUGUGACAUCACAGGAAAGCACAGAGUGGCACAGGUCAAGUUAAAAUGCAAAGAAGACAUGCAACCAACGGCGGUCACAAUCUACUUAGCAGAACCCAAGGAUUGCGAAUAUGUACUUGGGGUGGAUUCUCCUAUAAUAUGCUCUUUAUUAGAUACAGCAGAUGAAUAUGGAAUAUUGCAUCCAGUCGCCUCUGAUGACAAGUCAACCCCCUCAACAAGGAAGCCAUGAAUGUAUAGAAAACAUCUUAUCACAAGAAUUGCUCUGAAACCUUAAAUAGAGCAGACUCACUUCAAAAGGCUGUCCUUGAAUUCUGUACACCUUGAAGGAGUGUGAACAACGUUUUCCGGCCUCCCAAACAAAUUUGAACUUUUUUGCAAGACACGAGUCACGAUUUAUGUAAACAAACAAACAAACAAAGCAAACCAUGCCCAUCCAGUGUGCAUAGAAAAGCAUGGCUGCUUUUGACUGCUUUUGCUGUAAGAUGGGAAGCAGCCAUGGUUUUCCAUGGUCACUUGCACAUUUGCUUUAUAUUGUCUACCCAUGAUCAGUCACACUUUGGUCGCAAAUUGGGUCUCUUGAGUGCCAAACCCCUUUGAUCGCCAAACCCCUGUACUUCAGUCUAAGAAAAUUUACCUCGAAAUUGCGUGGUUUUUCGUUUACUGUGCGAACUAACACGGUCGGCCAUUUAUGGAGUCAAAAUUUGACU